Molecule: messenger RNA, 207 nt
Organism: Aspergillus niger
Lineage: Eukaryota; Fungi; Ascomycota; Eurotiomycetes; Eurotiales; Aspergillaceae
Exons: 2
Coding region: 1-207 (68 amino acids)
Source: RefSeq, a predicted model, not a curated record
AUGGAUCUCCAAGAGACCCGCAGCCCCAAUUCAGGACAAUGGGUUCCACUGAUCAACCAUCAGACGCAUGCCACUAUUCACGCCUCAGGGCGAUCUUCAAGAUGCGGGGAAUUCAAGAAGGUGCAUGAGGCCGCAUUGAACGGACAUCUACAGAUGCCCGAAAAGGAGAACGCAUACCAACCCGACAAGUCUCCGUCUGGACUAUAA